This is a messenger RNA of Colletotrichum godetiae, 594 nucleotides long. RefSeq lists its product as uncharacterized. The record is from RefSeq and is a predicted model, not a curated record. The transcript has a single exon. NCBI's taxonomy places the organism in Eukaryota, Fungi, Ascomycota, Sordariomycetes, Glomerellales, Glomerellaceae. Bases 1 to 594 code for a protein of 197 amino acids.
AUGGGUGUAUUGCUGGCGACGUGCCUGUAUCUGCAUCGCCAAUUUUCAUACAGUUUUUCCCGCCUGGCUCUUGCGUGGUCUUUCGAUCCCCUGGGAACAGGAACUUCUGCGUUCCGGAGUUGCACACGCAAUCGUCCCAAGUCAGAUGACGAGUGCGUCUCUGCCACCAUCGUCUCGACAUCUCUGGAAGCUGACAUUGCCGCGGCGAGAACUGUCCAAAAAGCUGGAGAGUUCGACUCCCAUCAUGCCACAACCUUGGAGGAUGAGAAGCGCGAACUCUCAGCUACAGCCCCGCCCUGGUCCUGGUGUAUCGAGGAAGAGUGUCCUUGUAUCGUUUCCCAUCCCGACCGGAAAAGGAAGGACCCUGUUCCCAUCUCUAGUCGACUAGAACGACUGGCGAACGUUAUGCGGUCAUGGAUCAUGGGCAUCCGUGCGUACUUCCCCCUUGGGCUCCCCAUCACCCAUGCGGACCUUGCCCCGUGGUAUGCUAUGCCGAAAGAAGCGCCAGCGCGAUGCGGCGACGACGAGAAUGAAGGUGCCCAGCUAGUGCACACCGUCCUGAAGAGAAUAGCCAAGGAACAUCAGGCGAGGUAA